UAAAGUACUCACUUUGAGAAACGGAUUUGCAGAUUCGAGAAGCAAUCCACAGUGGAAGUUAUGGCUAACAUCAAAUCCUCUACAUAUCUAUUGUGCAUCAUUUUUUGUGCCGUUUUUUUCUGUGAAUUAACAUCCGGAGAAGUCUACCCUUAUCCGGGCGAUUGCACGAAGUAUCAACAAUGUGACGGUAGUGGUUGUUUUGUCUUAACUUGUGGCACAGGAACGGAAUUUAAUCCAAACAUCGGGACUUGUGACUAUCCUAUACAAAAUCGACAGGACUGUCAUAACCGUGGAUAAUCCAAUUCAGGAACAUUUAUAAACAUGAUUUAUGCUAAGUCAGUAGUAUUGUUUUUCCAACAAAGAAAUGCACGAGGAAGAAUGUAAAGACGUAUAUUUCUGUUACCAUUACAACCGAUUUUAACAAAGUGGAAUAAUAAAAUAUAUAUCCUUCA
Molecule: messenger RNA, 452 nt
Organism: Eufriesea mexicana
Lineage: Eukaryota; Metazoa; Arthropoda; Insecta; Hymenoptera; Apidae
Exons: 2
Coding region: 61-297 (78 amino acids)
Cellular component (GO): extracellular region
Molecular function (GO): chitin binding
Source: RefSeq, a predicted model, not a curated record